This is a messenger RNA of Hydractinia symbiolongicarpus, 4358 nucleotides long. RefSeq names its product histamine H2 receptor-like. Lineage: Eukaryota; Metazoa; Cnidaria; Hydrozoa; Anthoathecata; Hydractiniidae. The record is from RefSeq and is a predicted model, not a curated record. Gene Ontology annotation, biological process: neuropeptide signaling pathway. The coding region runs from base 75 to 1019 and encodes 314 amino acids. Gene Ontology annotation, molecular function: G protein-coupled peptide receptor activity. The transcript has 2 exons. Gene Ontology annotation, cellular component: membrane.
UCAACGCAGGAAAUUUUGAAAAAUCUUUACUUUAAAAACUCAGAAGUAGAAAAUAAUAUCAAAAUUUCAAAGAGAUGUGUUUAAAUGAAACCGGCGCACUGUCAAAAUCAAUUGACGUUUUUUCAUUAUCAACAGUACAUUUUAAUAUUUAUGGAGCAAUGCUCGCAACCCUUGCAGUAGCCAUAAUAUUUGCAAACAUAUUGCUAUUAUGUUCAUUGGCAAACCAAAAACGGAGCAGAACCAACAUCAUGUUCAUCAUUUUAGGUGUAUCAGAUCUACUGGUUGGUUUAGUGACACUUCCACUUAAGUCUUCAGAUUCUUUUAUGAAUCAGUUUCUUAUAAAGAAGGAAAUGAUAAGAACAAUGGCUUUCUUCGACAUAGGACCCCUUGCUUUUUCUUGGGGCAUGACAAUUAUUAUAUCAGCUGAAAGAUGUGUUGUUGUAACACACCAAAGGUUGCAUGAACGAUUUGGGAAGGUUUUCUUUAAUAAUCUUAUCGUACUGGCAUUUCUUACUGCACUUUCCCUUUCUCUUUACAAAAUGAGCUUGGGUUAUGGCCUACUAAACCGAGACAUCGACUGCGAUCGACUUAAAGAAAUUCCUAUUUGGUAUACUAUGCAAACUGUAAUAGAAUUUGUUUUGUCCUCGACUGCUGGAUCAUUGCAACUUUAUCUUUUGUAUCACAUCAAGAAGAAAUUUAGAGCUUUGGGAAAUCACAGACAUUCAGUUAGCGACCAUGGUGGCCGUGUAACUAAGAGCAUACGGUUGCUUUUUGUGUGUUUAGUUGGCUGUUAUGUUCCACAUACAGUCACAUACACCAUGAGGCAAUUCAAGCUCAUACACUUCACUUCUGGCGUUCACGAUUUUUAUUUUGAUCGAAUACCAAUUUAUUUUGUUUAUUUGAAUUCGCUUUUAAAUUCACUUAUUCUCUUAUCAAGAAGUACUAACAUAAAACGCCAACGAGAACAACUGGUAAAAACAAUUCGCUCUAUGAUCAGAUCAGUCACGUCAAAACUGUAAAUUGGCAACAACAUCAACUUUUUUAAACAUAUUGUAUAUGAUUUUUGAAAUCCUCACCUGAAAUUUGAUUAAAUGUUGAAUUUUGAGAUUCAUACAGCAAGCAAACAAACAACCUGUUACUACAGGUUUUUUAUUUUGUACUAAUUGAUCUGUGCUUGCAAAAGAAGCUUAUUAGUACAAGUCGAUAAUUAAGAAGACUUUAACCGUAAUAUUAAUACCACCAAAACAGAAUUUUUACAUGUUGGAUUCAGUUGAAAAUUUAUACACGCACCACUUCCAUGAUGCUGAAUAUCCUAAAGUCAAGAAAUCAAAAUUUUCAAACUUUAAAAAACAUGCAAUUGGGAAAGAUGCAUUGCACUUUUGCUUUACUAAUCUAAAUACGACUUUUCAUCUCUUCUCGGAAACGAAAGAGAAAAGAAAACCACAACAUAUACAGUCUAAACGUCAUCUAGAAAUGAAUUUCUGAAGUAUUAAAUCGUAUUCAAAAGAUCAGCUGAAGGUUGUGGUUACAUAAUGGUAAAAAAAAACAUUGGCGCGGCCCAGCUUUCUUUAUCAUUCCUAUUAUUAUUUUUUUCCAUGCAAAAAAUGGCCUAUAAAUACUCCAGUUCCAUGUGUAUCUAACCAAUCUAGGGUUAGGCAACCUAGGCAUUUGUCUAAGUCUAAUUUUGUAAACUAAAAAUUUCUAUAGAUAGAAUAAUCUAUAAAAAAAGUAAAUAACAUUUUUAUAAAUUAUUUUUGGCAUCCUCUGAUUUUGACGGCGUUUUAUCGAUUUUUGAUAUUUUACUCAAAUACGCAAACCUGGGGCGAUCUUAGGUAAAAUGUCGAUUUGCCUAAAACGACCGUGGGUUUUAAAGGUCCAAAUGAAUAAAAAUCACACAUGGAAAAAAAUGCGUAAAACGUCCGCGGGUUUUCAAGUUCCAAUGAAUGAAACUCUGGAAUGGGAAGAAAAAAUGGGUAAAGCGUCCGAGGGUUUUAACUUAAAACGCCUAAAACGACCACGGGUAUGGUUACAUCGACAAGGGGAUGUUUCUUUUUCAACAUGGUUUACCUGGUUCAGGUCCAAUUGCAGGGAACACUUCAAAUGGCUAGAACAUCAAAGCAAUUGUAUGCUACCUAGGUUUAAUAAAGAAGUUUUGAUUUGGAAACCCUUUCAGAUAUUGGAAGGAUUGGAAAUGCUGGAGAAAGGUAUUUUGGCUACGGGCGACAUGUUGUUGUGCUAAACCAAACCUUCAUCCUACCUCUGCAAGAGGCAAUACAUUUAAUGCUUAAAAGUAAGUAAUACUUGAAAUAUUUUAGUUUUUGCUGCUCAUGGAUUUUAGGCACUUUUGUGUCAAGAACUAUUCUGAAAAAUGGUAAACCACCAGAUGUUUUUACAAAUCGUGUGAUUUAAAUGUUCUUCUUAUCCAAACAAAAGGUUUUAACUUGACCUCGGUCAAAUGCAUUGUUUGUUUAUAAAAACCCAAUGCAAAACGAGAUAAAUGAGGCAAUUUAUGUAAACACUGUCUUGGCGGUCAAAAGAUGUUUUGAGGUGUAUGUCAAAUUUGGCCGAGAGUUUUUCUAGCUACCUGUAUAUGUAUUAGUUGGAAUUUUGUUAGUUUUUUUGUUUAACGUGUUAAGGUCACAGGCUUCGUGUAGCUGUUGAUUCAACUGUAUAUCUUUAUAUCUGCUUGAGAGAGGAAACAUUCUUGUAAGAUAGCUAAGGGACAGCUCUUUCAUAAAUGCAAAAGUCUAAGCUAAAUGUUAAUGGAUCUGUAGAUUCCCUUUACCUCCCCUAAACAUCAAAAUCAAAACAGGUAAUGUUUGAAUGUUGUCAGGCCUUAAAAUCAUAAGCACUCCGCCAUGUGUACCUGUUAAGCAGGUAGACACUACAAGUUCAAAAUACUUUCUGUUCUCUAAGAAAUCGAUAUUUACAGUAUAAGUUAUACUUGAACGUCAAAGGAUUCUACCUCGUCCUGACUGCCAAAUUUAUACGUUUAGCCUAUACUUUUUUAUUUAGAUUGUCCCUAAGAACUUUAGCUUUGGUGGAACUUUUAAACAAUGCAUUUUAUAUACAACUUUUAAGAACACGAGGAUAAGAUAUUUUGAUGUUACCCUGGUACCUAUGAUGAAUACUAUUCUAACAGUGAAAAUCACCAUCCAGCAAAUAACACAGAAGAUUCGUUGUGAAUCCUUAUAAUAUUGGAAACUGUUAACAAUGAUUUAUAUAUUCCACAAAGUUGUAUUGAUAAAAAUGAUUUUCACGUAAAACAAUACAGAUCGAAAAAAGAAUUGGAUGUUAAAGAACGCUCUGUUGCAGACUGUAAACUAAUGAAAAUGUCAUGAUUACUUAUUAUGAUUAGGAUUUGUAUAUUUUUUUGCUUUUUUUAUGAGAAUCUUCAGAAUUGCCAUAUAGUUACUAAAACUUUCUUAAAGAUUUUACAGUAUUAAAAUAUUUUUUAAACAUAGUUGACAGGGAAAUGUGAGUGUGAAUAUUAUACAGACUUGUUAAAAGUUGUGAUGUUAUUUUUCUGAUUUCUAACUCUUUUCUGGCUUAAUAAACUGCCUUACUCUUGUGGAGAUUUUAUAACAUUAAAAUUAAUGCUUAAUUGAAAUUGGUGCAAAACUACAGCAGUAACCCUAGUGCUAAAGUCUAUUAUCUUCAUAAAGAGGUGAUUACUAUAUGCUCUUUCUAGACGUUUAUUUUUUGUUGCUAUCUUACACUGUAAGUGUAACUGAAAAGCUUUCAUACUUUUAUAUGCUGCUUUCCACUACUGUUGAACUACCUAUUGUCGUAUUGUUAGUUAUUAGACUUAUUGUAUAUUUUGAAAUAAAGCAACUUCCCAAAUUAUUACUUGUACUCGUACUAUGUGCGUAAAGUAAAAAGAUGGUUAGAGGAUGAUACUUUAUACCAGUAUGUCAUUUAAAGAAACUAUGGAGACGCUAUCCCUGUUUCCAAUCUAACUUGCUAAGCGGACGCAUUUUCCAUCCGCAUGUUUUAACAAGGAUAAAGUGUUAAAAAUACAGGGACUGUUAUUUAUUUGGCUAUUAAAAAAACUUUCGUUUCUAAUCUAGGAAGGAUUUUUAGUAACUAAAAACCUCGCAUUUGGAAAAAAUUUUAGCUCCUUUUACAGCAAAAACACAAAACGCCCAAUUUACCUCGUAGAACACCACAACCCUUAACAUUACUUUGCCAAAAAAUCUAUCAAAUUAUGCCUAACUAGAAAAAAUUCCUAGAUCUGCCCCUGCUAACAGAAAAACAGACAUGUUCCUUUUCCUUUGAAAUUUCCGAAAUAUCAUAUCUUAUUUGUUAACUUUUUUUUUCUUAUGGCACCACGUCAGUGCAUGCCGACGUCAAUGCGG